Messenger RNA from Entamoeba nuttalli P19, 399 nucleotides. RefSeq lists its product as hypothetical. Lineage: Eukaryota; Evosea; Mastigamoebida; Endamoebidae. The coding region runs from base 1 to 399 and encodes 132 amino acids. The transcript is spliced from 2 exons. The record is from RefSeq and is a predicted model, not a curated record.
AUGCAAUCACAGUCUGUCUUUAUUAGUAAUAUUCCUGACAACUCUGAACAAACUCAAAAUAAUCUUCGAUUUAUUCUUAACACUUACGCACCUGGUUAUAUACCAAAUUCACUGAAAUUUAAAUUCUCUAAAAGGUCAAACCACUUUAUUGCGUUUGUUGAUUUUGACUCACAUGAAAAUGCUGUUGCAUUGACAAAACAAACUCUUGCUAUUCAAACCCAAAAUGAAGUUCCUUAUAAUUUCUCAUUGGUGAAGUACAAACAGUCUAUAUCUUAUGGAGCUUAUGAAAAUAACGUUUUAUAUGCUAGAAACAUAACAGUUGAUGAAAAACAAGCCAUCAACUCUUUUCAUACACUUUUUCACCCAACAAAAAUUCAAAACAAACUAAAGACUAUUUAA